UGCUGCUUGUUCAUAUGAUUUAAUCAAUCAGGUGUCUAGAGAAAGUUCCCCAUAGCAUGUAUGGAACCUCCGACAGUAUUGGCUAGUUUGUUAUGAAAAAUGUGGAGUGAUAAUUAUUAUGAUCUAUGCGCUAACGAGGAAUUCGGUUUCAGGCUUAGUCCAGAUACUAUGCAGCAAGGAUCAGGAUCGACAACGCCUACAGCGGCACCGGCAAGUGUGCCCCCAGCACCGGCAUCAAUCGACAAUAUGGACGAUCCACCGCCAAGGAACGAACCCCAGGUUGAGCCGGUGAAUGGAAUUGUGCAGCCGCCCGUAAUGCCACCACCGGAGCGUCCGGGAAGGUUAACUAAUCAGCUUCAUUUCCUACUCCGCACCGUCAUGAAGGCGGUAUGGAAGCAUCAGUUCAGCUGGCCAUUCCAGCAACCGGUCGAUGCGAAGAAGCUCAAUCUGCCCGACUACCAUAAGAUCAUCAAGCAACCGAUGGACCUGGGAACGAUAAAGAAGCGGCUGGAAAACAAUUACUACUGGACUAGCAAAGAAUGCAUACAGGACUUCAAUACAAUGUUCACAAACUGUUACGUGUAUAACAAACCGGGCGAGGAUGUGGUCGUAAUGGCGCAGACGCUAGAGAAGCUUUUUCUAACGAAGGUGUCCCUCAUGCCCAAAGAUGAAACGGAGAUGGAAGUACAGCAGCCGAAGGGGGGCAAAAAGAAACCGCGCUCGUUGGCACCGCCGGGCACGUUGGUUGGUAACACGUCCGUAACGGGGGCGGCAGCUGCGGCUGGUGUAGCGCCGAAUGCGGCGAUUGUUGCUGGUGCGAAUGCAGUGGCAGCGGCGGCAGCGGCCGCCGUUGCGAGAGCCCGCCCCAGUUCGGCCCUCGGUGCUGCCGUGUCGUCCAGCGUUCCUCCUCUUAGCGCGAUGCCACCUGGGGUGGUGGGUGGUACUGCUGCGGCGGCAGCGACGAUCGUACCGAGUGUGCCACCGAUCGGUACCCUACCGCCCCAGACCGUGCCUGGUAGCACAAACACCACAACGACGGCAGGACCCAACUCGGCCGUAGCGGCAUUGACGGCGGCUGCGGCGGCUGCUGCCGCAGCCGGAGGCACUUCGCUCAAUCCCAUGGGCAAUCCGAUUGGCGCAGCAGUAGUCAAUAAACCGAGCGUGCCAGCCAACCCGCCGUACAUGGUAAACAGUUCGCAGGCCGGUAUGGAAACGGUCUUACCUCCGCAGCAGCCAGCCAAGGUUAAAAAGGGUGUUAAGAGAAAGGCAGAUACAACCACACCGACUGCGACCGUAUUCGAUCCACACUAUGGUACCCCUAUGGACUCGAACGCCGCCAAAAUUGCCACCAGAAGGGAAUCUGGUCGACAGGACAUCGUACCCUAUCAAACCUCAGCCUACCCCAUGUCACCGAUGGCGCACCAAGGGUCGACGUCGUCACAAUAUCCGCCGAAGAAUAAGGAGAAGUUGUCCGACGCUCUAAAGUCAUGCAAUGAAAUUCUGAAGGAACUCUUCUCUAAAAAGCAUUCGGGGUAUGCCUGGCCAUUCUAUAAACCUGUCGACGCGGAGCUGCUCGGUUUGCACGACUAUCACGACAUAAUCAAAAAGCCGAUGGACCUCGGCACGGUGAAGCGGAAAAUGGACAACCGAGAGUACAAGUCGGCGCCAGAGUUCGCGGCGGACGUUAGGUUAAUAUUCACCAAUUGUUACAAGUAUAACCCGCCAGAUCACGAUGUUGUUGCCAUGGGCCGGAAGCUGCAGGAUGUGUUCGAGAUGCGGCUAGCGAACAUACCGGACGAACCGGUAAACAAUGUAGCGCCGCACCAUCCGUGCAAGGAGAGCGAACCAUCGACCUCGAACGAUUCGAACGAUAGCGAGGAAGAGAGUGAGUCGGAUGAGGAGUGUGCUCAGAAGCUGAAGGUACUCGAAAAGCAGCUGUUUGAGAUGCAGGAACGGAUGCGUAAGCUCACCGAGGAGGCACUACAGAAAAAGAAACAGAAGAAAAAAUCGAAGGACAAGAAAAAGCCUUCAGUGGCAGGACCGGGGGGUAGUUCUGGCAGUGGUGCAAGUGAUAUUAAGGGGAUUAUGGAUCCACACGCCGGACUGGGUAUGCCGCACGGUCCAGGCAAAGCGAUGCACCAGAUGGCAGGUGCAAUGGGUCAACCAUCGAUGGGUGGUCCAGGGGCAGCUCCGGUGAUGCCGGCUCCAGGGACUAAGGCAAAGGCCAAGGGCCAGAGGGCACCUAAAGCGGGCGGAGUUGCAGGUGGCGGUGCUGCAGCUAACGCACCGGCGAAACGCGCUAAAAAUGCGGGUGCCGCUGGAACCAGUGCUCCCCGGGCGCCAAAUAAGAAGAAAGCAUCGCAGAAUGUGUCAAACUUCGAUUCGGAGGAGGAAGACACGGCCAAACCGAUGUCGUACGACGAAAAAAGACAGCUUUCGUUGGACAUUAACAAGCUACCGGGCGAUAAGCUGGGAAGAGUUGUACAUAUAAUUCAAAGCCGAGAACCAUCAUUACGCGAUUCCAAUCCGGACGAGAUCGAAAUCGAUUUCGAAACGCUGAAGCCAUCAACGCUACGAGAGCUGGAAAGCUACGUAGCUUCCUGCCUGCGCAAGAAAACUCGUAAGCCUUACUACAAAAAAGUAUCUGGUAAAUCCAAGGAGGAACAAAUGACAGAGAAGAAGCAAGAGCUGGAGAAACGACUCCAGGAUGUGACCGGUCAGCUCGGCACGGGGAAGAAGAACGCGAAGAAGGACGAAGCCAACAAACAGGACGUUGCUCCUUCCGGAGGCAAUAUGUCCUCCAGCAGUAGCUCCAGUGAUUCCUCGUCGUCGACUUCAAGCGAUUCCAGUUCUAGUGAUUCCAGCGACAGUGAAGCAGAAGCUGGAGGGCGUCCGCCGCGUAAGAAAAAGAAGGAUUCCUCAUCUCCAAUGCGCACCGCGGCUGGAAACAACGCAGCUAGCGCGUCCUCUGCUCCAGCCAACGCAUCAACACUGUCGGCAAUGGCAGCGGUACCGCCGAUGCUACCGAGUGCUGGAGCCAUCAGUAACACAAACACAACCACCACCUCCAACACCACCACUACUACCACGAACAACAAUUCCAAUACCAUCACACCACUCCCGAACGCCGCCGCUCAGCAGCAGCCUCCGCAACAUCAACAUCCUGCCGGCAGUGUCCUAAACCAAACGUCGUCAAACGCUGUCCAGCAUCACCCACAAAUACACCAUUCGCAGCAGCAACAGCAACGACAACCGUCAUUAAAUCAACCGCCUGUCACACCGCUACCACUAUCCUCCCAUGGCACGUCCACGCUGGUAUCAUCAACUUCCUCCAGUACCACCUCGUCCUCCUCCUCCUCCUCCUCCUCUUCCUCCUCCUCGUCAUCCUCUAUCUCCACAUCAUCAUCGUCUGGGGUAGUGUCCGUGUCGAGCAUGAACGUUACGGGUGCCAUUAGUGCCGGUAGCGGCACCAUGAAUGCCACUAACAAUCCUCCAUCGAGUAUCGCGGCUAACAACAAUGGUUCGGUGGCCGUCUCGUCCAGUUACGUUGGUGGAAGUACUGCCGGUAUGAUUGGCCUUUCGCAAACGUCAAUAGCGAAUGACUCUGUGCCGGGACUGUUGCAGAUGCCUGCCUUGUCGCAACAGCAUACUAUGACCAGUUCCGCACCCGCCAGCUCACUCGCACUAGCGAUGAUGACCGCCGGCGGUGGUGGUGGGGCUGUAAAUAGUAGUAACAUCGGCAACAAUGGCGGUGGUGUUAGCGGCGGCGUCGGAAGCAAUAACAGCGGCAAUUCCAACCCGAUCGGUAGUAGUAACAGCAACCAAAUCUCUCUACCACCUCCCAUACCAUCACCAAACACCACCACCACUACUACCAGCACGAUGCUACUUGUGAAUAAUAAUGCUUUGACCACCACAACCACCAGUACUAGCAAUAAUCAGGGCGGCAGUGCUAUCUUGAAUAAUUCCAUCAAUGUUACGCAGCACCAGCAAGGACCAGGAGGUCUCAGCACUAAUGGGCUCACAAGCAACCCGGUGUCGUCGGCUCAUGCGCCAUUGUCGUCCGGCAGUAGCAUCAAUAGCAGCAGCGGCAACAUCAUUGGUAACACGAACGGUAACGAUGGUGCGUUGAACACGAGCAAUGGUCUGAUUAACAGUAUGCUCGGACUACCGGCAUCGUCCCAGCUUGCAACGAGUCUGGCUGCAAUGACAAACCUGGCCAGUAUGGCUGGCGGUUUGCCUCAAUCUCUGCAGAUGACUCAGAAUCAGUCGGUGGGUAAAUCGCAACUACACGGCAACCAGUCGCAACAGCAGCAGCAGCAGCAGCAACUGCAACACGCACAACAGCAGCUUAACCAACAGUUCCGUAUCGGUGGUGGUGCCGGUAAUGGGCAUCACGGUGGUGGUGGUCUCCCUUCUGGCUUCAUCGAUCCGCUAGAGCAUACGCUCAAUUCGUUUGAGCAAUCCAUCAAGGCAGAACCGCUUGGGCUAAAUCUGCUAAACGAUAUGCCGGCGGCACUAAAGCAAGACAUUACGACCAGCAUGCUAACGGCCAACAUGGACCUGUGCAUGGCACACCUACAGAACCAGCUACAUUCGGGCAACAAUGGUUUCAGUGUAGGUGAGUUCAAUGGCAAUGGACCGCUGAACGGUGGUACGGCCGGAGCGAUGGGUCUCGGUAGCGGAAUGGGUCAGAUGGUAAUGAACAGCAUGGCAUCGACGGCUGCGGCAGCCGCUGCUGCCAACAGUGCCCUGAUGGGAGGAGGUAUGCCCUCGAUCUUCGAUCCAAUACAGAGCUUUAUUCGUUCCGGUGGAGCAGGACCAGGCGCGUACCAUCAACCGAAUGCACCUGGAAUGGGUGGUAUGGUACCGGGAGCAACCAACAACAAUAGCAAUAGUGCUGGGCUGAACAGUGGGAACGGUGGCGGUCCUGUUGCUUCCGCCGGUGGUCCAAUGCACGAUCGAUCGAUCGAUCUCACUCAGGCGAGCAGUGCCGUUGUGAACAACAAUUCGCUCGUUGGUGGAGGAACAACUGGUGCUGCGGCGGCUGGUCUAAUACCAUCCGGCAACAAUGGUGGUAAUUUGAUGGCAAUUAAAAAGGAAGAACCCGGCAGUGGUGGUGGUGGUGGUGGCAAGUUCAUGCUAACACCGAAACCGAUCGAAGAUUUGCUGAUGAACCCGAACGAGAAGAAGAUGAGCAGUACACCGCCGCCGGCUGAUGUGAAGGGAAACAUUGCGAACUCGUUCAACAAGGGUGGUGGUCAAGAUCCGAAGAGCGUUUGGUCUUCGCUGGCCGCGGCCGUUUCGCCCCAAAAUACGCCCACAUCGAACAAACCGAAACCGGCGAUGGACUCGUUCCAGGCGUUCCGCAACAAGGCAAAGGAAAAGUUUGAUCGUAUGCAGCAGCAGGAACUGAAACGGUCCCAGAAGGAGCAGGCGGAAAAGGAAUUGAGGCGCCAGCAGGAGCAGCAAAAGAUAAAGCAGGAAGAGAUCAAUAAUGGACGAAAAUUGCCAAUAGAACCUGUUCAGCCGCGCGUCGUCGAAGAGAUCAAAACAUCCCCUCAAGGUAGUCCUUCACCGGGCACACCUACCACGCCACACGCGAUCGAUCGUUCGGCAGCCAAACGGGCGGAAUUGCGUCGCCUAGAACAGGAACGACGAAGGAGAGAAGCGAUGGCCGGUCAGAUCGACAUGAACAUGCAAAGUGAUUUGAUGGCCGCGUUUGAAGAGUCUCUAUAGAAAGCGUC
Messenger RNA from Anopheles maculipalpis, 5747 nucleotides. Its product is annotated as homeotic protein female sterile-like. The coding region runs from base 100 to 5739 and encodes 1879 amino acids. Gene Ontology annotation, cellular component: chromatin; nucleus. The record is from RefSeq and is a predicted model, not a curated record. The transcript has 10 exons. Gene Ontology annotation, biological process: chromatin remodeling; regulation of DNA-templated transcription. Lineage: Eukaryota; Metazoa; Arthropoda; Insecta; Diptera; Culicidae.